This is a messenger RNA of Colletotrichum abscissum, 966 nucleotides long. RefSeq lists its product as uncharacterized. Bases 1 to 966 code for a protein of 321 amino acids. The record is from RefSeq and is a predicted model, not a curated record. The transcript has 2 exons. Lineage: Eukaryota; Fungi; Ascomycota; Sordariomycetes; Glomerellales; Glomerellaceae.
AUGUCAGGAAGAGAGAAUGGAAGAGAAGGAGUCUCGGGGUCCAGGUGGGAAGGGCAACCGCAGACUGAGGUGCAAUUGCAACAGCAGCUGCAGGCGCGGCCGUGGGCAGCUGCAACAAUCCACUUUUGCAUCCUGCUCUGCUCCUGCCUCCUUCUCGUGCCUGCGUCCCUGCCUCCUGCCUUCCGUCGAAGCUCUACCUUACACACAAUACGCAAUACGCUUACGGAUACCCACCUUGAUUACCUUACUCAGGCAAACCAAGAGACAAUCGACAGCGGUGAUCCGAUCCAGCAACGCUGCUGCCUCUCGUCCAUCCGCCUCCGCCUCCGCCUCCCUCCUGCAUCGCUACCAAGACCAAGCACGCAUACGGAUACAGAGAACUUCGAGGGCAAGGCACCGACCUGCUGCUCCGUGCCUCCCAGCCUCACAAAGCUCACACCCUUCCCGGAUCCAUCAAACCCACUCACCCACCCGAAAGGACCCUUCAUCGUUCACCACCAAGUCCCACUGCGCUGCACAGCACUGCGCACAGAGACGAGGCACAAGUUUACACCCAGUCUACGGGCACGGAUACGUACCUCGCCGCCUGCUUCUGGAACCCCGGACCUUUCGAGGUUGACCCUGUGCUACUACCACCACGGCGCCGCUACCACCUACCAAGUACCAACCUGCACCUUGCCUGGACCUGGUCCCGUCAGUCUUCUCGCCUCACCUCACCUCAUCUCACCUCCAACCGCCAAAUCAACCGACUGUUGCUUGCCUCCUUCUUUCUCUCCCACAUCACCUCUCGACUGCUCCCACGUCCACAACACUUCGACCAUCACCUGUAUCGCCAUCCUCUCGUCUCCAAUCCAACGCGUCCCCAUAAGCGCCCCUGCAAUUACCGAGUCUCAAUGUCCCAGUCCUGACGCUUAUUAUUCGCUUUGCGCAGCUGGGACGCCCCGCCUUAAUCCGCCUCGCCGUUAA